Acyrthosiphon pisum (pea aphid) is the source of this 1465-nucleotide messenger RNA. RefSeq names its product unconventional myosin IC-like. Gene Ontology annotation, molecular function: cytoskeletal motor activity. The record is from RefSeq and is a predicted model, not a curated record. NCBI's taxonomy places the organism in Eukaryota, Metazoa, Arthropoda, Insecta, Hemiptera, Aphididae. The transcript is spliced from 6 exons. Bases 505 to 1320 code for a protein of 271 amino acids. Gene Ontology annotation, cellular component: myosin complex.
CGCGAGUCUCUUCUCGCUGGCCACCCCUGCUAUACUGUAUAGUAUAUGCGUGCGGGUAACCCGUUAAAACCAAGUCAUUAAAUGUUAUGUAUUUUAAAUUGGACUAAUUAAAUGCAGUGAUCUACUGAUCCAUAUAUUUUUCUGCGCCAUACAUUUUGAUUAAAGAGUUUUAAAACGUUUAACUCGACUGAGGUCAAAACAGUUUGAGAGGGCAUAUUAAUAUGGUUUUGUCAAUAGUCAAGGCAUUUCGAAGGAGCUAUAUACAAACAACACUAUAGUAAAGCUAAAUGGUGUGGUCUACUGGAUGUCUGGAUAGUAUGAUAUGUAUUACAAAUAUACAUAAGCUGUAUGCUUAUUUGUUUUUAUUAUAUUUAGAUAGACGAAUACUAAUAGUUGUAACAUAUUUUUUUUUUCACUUAAUUGUAUAUGAUGGCUUACAUUUAUUUUAUGACGAGCGGCUUUUAGUAAAAAUUGUGUUAAUUUGUCGAAAAGUCAAUUACUAUUAUGAUGGCGGAAGAAGAAUUUUCUUUUAAGCGGACGUUAAUUACACAUACUCGAAGGAAAAUUGUACGCAGAUUUACAAGGUCUUUACCAAAUUUGAGGGUUUUAUCCAGAGGAUGGCAUAAAAAAAUAUUCAUCAAAGCAACUAAUAAAUUAAGAAAAAUUCAUAUGAUUUGGAAAAAUAAAAGAUACAAAAUGUCACAAGAUUUAAAACGAAAAAAACAAAUUGAACUGAAAAUGCUCGCUGAAUAUCUUUUUAAAGACAAAAAAUGCAGUUACGAAUGUAAUACACGUUGUCUGUUUUUGAUUGAGCGGUUAAAUUCAUUAGAGAAGUAUUUGAAAAUGACAUUUAUGCGCACUCUUAAUGAAAAAUACCUUUAUGGUGUUAAAGUGGUAAAAUUCGACCGGAAAGGAUACAAACGAAGAACUAGACUGUUGAUAUUGACAAACAAAUCAUUGUGUUUAAACCAAAUACUUAAAAACAAAUUAAAACCCAAAGAAAAGAUACCAUUGGAUUUUAUAAAAAAAUUAGAAGUCACUUCGGGAAGGGAUAACUUUCUACUCAUCAAAAUUUCACAAGAAUAUAAACACAAUAAGGGUGAUAUAAUUCUUGAAGUUCCAUAUCUAAUAGAAUUUGUUACUAAAUUUAUUAACAUCUCGGGCAACUAUAAGCUGUUAAAUAUAAACAGACUAGGUGUCAAUCAAACGUUAUAUCACGAUAUAAAAGGUUCAAAAAGUGGUGUUAUAGAGUUAAAGGAAGGCAAUUCCACGCCCAGUAUUACUAAAGAUAAGUACAAGAAAUUGAUCGUUUGGGGAUAAAAAUAUUAAAUGAAAUUAGUAUAUUUUACGUCCAAAACGACAUGUCAACAUCUUCUAUAUUAUUGUCUGUUAUAUAUUAUAUUUAUAUUAAAUAUUGUUGUAGGUAACUACAAUUUACGUAAUAUAAUUAACAUACUACAUAAUA